GAUCCUUGAAGUAAUUAGUUAAUUGUGAUUUAUUCUGUUAACAACAAACCACCAUAAACAAUCCGAUAAUCUUGAAUCAUGUUGCGAUUUGCAGUCUUGGCAACUCUUGUUGCUCUUUCCUAUGGAUUAGCUGUUUCAGUUAAUGAAUUGAAACAACAUUUUGAAGCUUUCAAAGCAAAUCACAGUAUCGUUUACGAUGAUAAAGCUGAAGAAGCUCAUCGAUUUGAAGUUUUCUCUAAAAAUUUCGCCUUCAUCAAGGAACACAACUCAAAGGCUGCCAAUGGUGAAUUCUCAUUUACUCUUGGUGUCAACAAAUUCGCUGACUUGACUUUCGAUGAAUUCUCAGCCCGAUACUUGACCUACAAGGGUGAAGCCAAGAAACCAGCUCCACUUUUACACAAUCAUCUUGCCGCUAAAGAUGUUCCAACCUCCGUUGACUGGAGAGACAAGGGAGCCGUUACUGGUGUUAAAGAUCAAGGUUCAUGUGGAUCAUGUUGGGCUUUCUCAGCUUGUGCAGCCAUCGAAGGUGCCAAUUUCCUCAAGAAUGGUAAACUUGUUUCCCUCAGUGAACAAAAUCUUGUCGACUGUGAUCGAAGCCAAGAUGAAGGUUGUAAUGGUGGUUUAAUGGAUAACGCUUUUGACUAUGUCAUCUCAAACAAGGGUAUUGAUACCGAAGAUUCUUAUCCAUACAAGGGUAAAGACGGUUCAUGUUCAUUUGAUGCCAGUAAAGUUGGUGCCACCAUCACCUCAUACGCUGAUGUUGCCAGUGGUGACGAAGCUGCUUUAGCCAGUGCUGUUGCCCAACAACCAACUUCCGUUGCAAUUGAUGCUUCACUCUUCCUUCAACUUUACUCUGGUGGUAUUUUCGAUAUUGGUUUCCUCUGUUCCUCAGACGCUAAAAGCCUUAAUCAUGGUGUUACCGCUGUUGGUUAUGGUACCGAUAAGAAGGACUUCUGGAUCAUCAAGAACUCAUGGGGAUCAGGUUGGGGUGAAAAGGGUUUCUUCCGAAUGGCCCGAGGCAAAAAUCUCUGUGGUGUUGCCACUCAAGCCUCUUACCCUGUUGUCUAAUUAAGAUAAUACUAAUUUUCCACCUCUGUUUCCACUUCCUCUUCCUCAGAAUAUCAAUUUCAAUGAAAAUUAAAACAACAAAUUACAAAACUUGCCAUCUAAUGUAACAGUAUUAUAACAAUAAAACAAUCAUAUUUUGAUAUUUUGCCAAAUUAA
Panonychus citri (citrus red mite) is the source of this 1224-nucleotide messenger RNA. Its product is annotated as procathepsin L-like. Gene Ontology annotation, cellular component: lysosome. Bases 79 to 1068 code for a protein of 329 amino acids. NCBI's taxonomy places the organism in Eukaryota, Metazoa, Arthropoda, Arachnida, Trombidiformes, Tetranychidae. The transcript is spliced from 4 exons. Gene Ontology annotation, molecular function: cysteine-type endopeptidase activity. The record is from RefSeq and is a predicted model, not a curated record.